CCUCCAGGAGGGAUGAGCUGCCGGGUAACUGGAAAGAAGACCACGAAAAAAAUCUAAGAGAUAAAUAGGGACUGCAAGCAGACCAACUCAGGCAGGAGAUUGUGGUCACUGUCAGUUUGUGAGUGUGUGCGCCUUGGACUCCCACUCAGUGAUGUAAAGGUGGAUACUGGCAUGUGGAGGAGCAGGCAUAAAGGUGUGAAAGACAUACUGAAUUGAUGUGUGGAACAACAUAGUAGGAAGGGCCGGAUCGUGAUGGUGUUCUGGACCUAUAGAACCGUGCGAUGACAGUGGGCAACGUGGGUAAAAGAGUCAUGCGACACCCGACCCCGCACUACCACCUCUUCCUGGGUGGGGCCAUACUUCUACUCUUGGCCAGCUCGACAAUGAGCUGUCCCGCCCGAUGCGAGUGCUCUGCCCAGACUAAGUCGGUGAGCUGCCACCGCAGGCGUCUGAGCACCAUCCCCGAAGGCAUUCCAAUCGAGACUCGAGUCCUGGAUCUCAGCAAGAACAAGUUACGCAUAAUCACACCAGACAAUUUCUCUUCAUUCCAGCAGCUAGAGGACCUGGAUCUCAGCGACAACCUUAUCAGUGUGGUGGAAAUCGGAUCAUUCCGUUGUCAACUCGCUCUCCGCUCAUUGAACUUACGCAGUAACAUGCUUCAGCUCGUUCCUGCGGGCGUGUUGUCAGGCUUGACCAACCUCACCCGGCUUGACCUCAGCCACAAUAGACUGGUGGUUCUACUGGACCACGCCUUUCAAGAUUUGCGCAAGUUAGCAUCGCUUGAAGUGGGUGACAAUGAACUUGUUUUCAUCUCUCAGAGGGCCUUCUUGGGAUUAACUGGACUUCUGAGUCUGACACUGGAACGUUCCAACCUCACUGUGGUCCCAACUGAUGCUCUAUCACACUUACACAACCUAGUGGAACUAUCUAUGCGGCAUUUAAGUGUCACUUUUCUGAAGCCUUUCUCCUUCAAGAGGCUAUCACACCUCCGCCGACUCGAGAUUGAUUACUGGCCUUGGCUGGAAACUCUACCCCCUCUCUCGUUGCAUGGCCUCAACCUCACAACCUUAUUCAUAACUAACACUAAUCUUUCUGCCUUCCCCGGUGCAGCUUUGCGCCACCUUCCCUACCUCACACAUCUCAACUUGUCUUUUUGCCGCAUUCAGCAUAUCCAUCAAGGAGAGCUAGGCCACCUCCCGCAUUUGAUGGAGCUUCGUCUCCAAGGGGCUCAGCUUAUUUCUAUUGAGCCCUUUGCAUUUACUAGCCUGAAAUCUUUGAAACUAUUGGAUGUGUCACAAAACCGCCUGGACUCUCUGGAGAGGGGGGUGUUUGCAUCACCAGACAGCCUCCAGAGGCUUUGUCUGGGUGGAAACCCCUUGGUGUGUGAUUGCAGAUUGCUUUGGUUGCUGAAUAGCUACAGGCCCCCUUCCCUGCAUAUUCUUGACCUCCAGCCUGAGUGCAGCGCCCCUGAGCACCUUUUGGGAAAAACUCUGCGUGAGCUCAACGAACCACUGGUCUCCAGGUACAUGACCUGCACCAAGCCUCAAAUCGGACCAAACACAACACAGCUGCUGAUGGCUGAUGAGGGUCAACCAGCCCGCUUGAGCUGCACGGCGGAGGGAGCGCCGCGGCCGUCAGUGGUCUGGAUUACGCCUCACAGACGCUAUGUCACAAGCAAGAGCAGCGGCAGGGUGGAAGUCCAACCAGAUGGCACCCUGGAAAUCAAGGCGGCAGAACUGCAUGACAGCGGGGUGUACUUGUGUGUAGCGAGUAACCCUGCUGGCAAUGCCAGCUUGUCUGCCUCUUUAGCUGUGAAGAGUCUGGGCAUUGGGGACAGAUCUCACAAUAGCAACAGGAGCUCGAAUUCUUUGACAGAAUCCAACAACACUUGGGGGAACGGCACCGUGUUAUACAACAUGACACUCCCCUUAGACAUUAAGACUAUCAUUAUAUCCACAGCCAUGGGCUGCCUGUCUUUCCUAGGUGUAGUCAUCUUCUGCUUCCUGCUUCUGUUCGCCUGGAGCCGAGGGAAAGGACGGCACAAGAGCAACUUUGACAUUGAGUAUGUCCCGCGCAAAUCAAACGGGGCCUCCAAUGAAGUAACAGAAACAAGCGGCCCUCGGCGAGUCAAUAUGAAAAUGAUUUGAAUGUGACCCACACACGACGACAACACCAUGCACACAUAUCAGCUGAAAAAUUGUUUUAUAUGACGCAGUGGAUUUGUGACAAAUGAAAGUGAUGUAUUAAUAUAGUGGCCGUCAAUGAAGGUGAUCUUGUGAUCAUGUGACUAUCAAAGUGAAACCGUGAACGUGUUUAUGAAAUACUGUCCUCAUACAUCGCAUUCAAUAUAAUUCUAUAACCAACAUAUCAAUAUGGGAGUGAUAUAGUGCUGCACUCGGCAUGUGUAUCAGUGGUGAUGUGAUGAGUAAUGAUGUUGUCGACUCGCCGUGACAUCAAGGUGUAAGACAGAGCUACUGGGGGUAACGGGAGAUAUUCAGUGAGCGGCGAUAGCUAUCAUCACUGCAAUAUGUCAGGACUAAAUUGUCAACUACCCAUCCUAGCUGCAGUGUGAAAGGUGUGUGUUGUGUUUGCGUGCACCAGUGUGCGCAUGUUGCAUAUGUGUCUUUCUUUGUGCAUGUGCACGCAUUGCCUUUCUUAUCAUAUGAAAAUGAUGUUCGAAGCAUUUUUCCAGGCCUCUGUUCUUGUUGGAAACAGUUUUGUCACAGGUGAUCAUAUACAGCAUAUUUUUAUGCAAAAUCACACUUGUUAAAUACUAAAGAGUUGGGGUGUAACGGUACGCCAUGGUCACGGUUUUAUAAGAUCACCGCUAAGCUAAAAGAACAAAAUGCAAAACAUAAAACUUGUGAACAACUUUGAAGAUUUUCAUAAUGAAAUGAAAAAAAUGUGAACUCCUGGCAGAUAAAUUAUUUUUUUUACCAAUAUGGUGUGUGUGUUAACUACAAGGACAACAAAGUCCUAAGAAGAACAUAGUGAACCAGGAUUUCAUAAGUUGGUCGACUUACUGGGACCGACAAAGCAAGUUUGACCAUACCAAAUAAUACAUGUCGGUAAAAAUGACUUAAUUCAGUUUUUAGACUCUGCAUAGGAGGCAGUAUGGUGGUUAGUGCUGGUGCCUCACAAUAAGGCAAUCCUGGGCUAGGGGUCUUUCUGUGUGGGGUUUGCAUGUUCUCCCCGUGACUGCAUGGGUUCUCCCCAGGUAGUCCGGCUUCCUCCCACCUCCAAAGACAUGCACCUGGAGAUAGGUUGAUUGACAACACUUAAAUGGCCCUUAUGUGAGAAUAUGAGUGUGACUCUUGUGUAUCAGUUGGCCCUGCGAUGAGAUGGCUACUUGUCCAGGGUGUACGCCGCCUUCCGCCCCAAUGCAGCUGGGAUAGGCUCCAGCUACUCCCGUGACCCCAAGAGGGACAAGCGGUAAAAAAAUGGAUGAAUGGAUGAACUAUGCAUAGGGUCAAUGCAAAACAAACUUUGGGCUGAAAAUGCCCCCCAGACCAUACUUUGAACACAUUUGGUUUACAUUUUCUAUUGACAGUGCAAAAAUGCAGACAAGUGUACAGUGUAUUUGACCUAUGAUUAUUACACUUUGGAAUUUUGAUUAAUCAAAAUGAAUCCCAGUAAAUUACUCGCUUGCAUAGAUUAAAUUAAUAUGCAAAAAUGCAAUGUUAUUGUCAGAAUGUCAUACAGGAACAUUUUUAAAUGUUUGACUUGAAUCCUCUUAAAGAGGCUUUUUGCAAUUUGCUAACAGUUACAUUUGUCAAACUGAAAAAUAUAACAAGAACACCAUUGGCUAGUUAUGUUACCAUUACUGGUUAAUAAGAUAACACAUUUGCUUUAAUACCGUCUAUAAUUUUUACAAUUACUAAGUUUAUGUAAUACAAAUUUUUGCUGACCUGAAAACAAAAGAUUGGUAUUUAUGGAGGUGACUCGCCCUGUCUUGUCUACACGUACGCACAGGGAGGUAAUUUUAUUGUUAUGAUUGAAUAUACAUUUAAUAAUGUGAAAUCAAUUUUAUUAGGUAAAAACACCCAAAGCUAAUCUGCAUGCACGUGUUAUGUACCAACAUGGUUACGUCAUGACAUCCUCGAAGCCGUAAAUGGGUGGGAUAUAGUAUAAGUCUUAAAAUGCACUGGAAAGUUAGCGCAAUCUAUGUAAUUUAAGUUUUAAGUUAUUUCCUCAAAGCUUUUUAACGGUAUUAUUUGAAAUUCCGUUGGGGUGUAUUUUAAAGUGAAAUUUGCAAUCAUUAAGUCUCCUUACUUAUUGCACUGCCGUAUAUGCUCACCGACCGUAUAGCAACUGGUGCCGCCUUUCAGGUAACCAUACGCGGUUCAGGUAAAGGAGCGUAAGCGGACAAAAUGAUCUGUGUUAAUCGUUAAUUAAUGCAAUCUUUUUUUGUGAUUAAUCAUAUAAUUUAACACACUAACUUUGACAGCCCAAUUUUUUGGUUUAUUAUUUUGUUUACAUUGAUAAAAUAUGUAAAUUAAAGCCAGAAAGUGGAAAUUUUCACAAACUGCAAGCUUUAACCAAGAUAGUUUUCAAACUCUAUUUCUCCUUCGCACCAUGCCUAGCCAUGACUCAAGCUAGCCAAAGGCUGGGCUGCAUUGUAAUUGUUUACUGAGUGGACAUGUAACAGCGAGGCACGUUUCAUGUCUCUCAUUUUUAAUGUUUGACGUGUGGAAAAUCGCUUCUGUACCAAACCCGAAGUAUCAUCCCAAACAAUGAAAUUACAAACACAAGUACCGUUACACCUCUACUAACGAGAAAUGCUGCAUACAUUGAGAAAUAGUUCUCCUCGCAGAAUGAGUCUAACAUAUGUGAAAAUAACUAAACUCAAGGGAAGAUUGCAGCUUACUUUAAUGUGAGGUGUUCGCUUUGUCUUGAUCAAAGAGUUACCUUUUCAAGACAGGACAGAGAAAUAACAACACUUUUCGGAGGCGUUAGUACAGGAGCAAAUCUUGCGGCAUGUUAAAGGUGUUUUAUAACACAAUAAGUCACGGCAGUUUUUGUUGCCAGAGAAAAUCCCUUGAUAUGAAAUAAAAGACUCUGCGGUCAGACACAAUGUCAAAGAUUUACUGGAUUUUGCCCUCUUUGGCACAAGACAAAGUUAAGCCUCACAAAUUUAUAGCUUAAAUUUCCCCACAUUUUUUUUUUUUUUUUUUUUAACCCACUUCUCCAAUUCCUUCCCACGGCACGAACGGGCUCUGGCUAUUUAAAUAGGUGUCAAUUUCAAAUUUGUAGUGAGAUAUCUUGUAUUGUUAUGUGGAUUUGUUUGCAAAUAUUUCAAUGUCUGGGUUGGGGCGGGUGAUUUGUAUGGCAGGGAUGAACGGGUUUCUUUGUGUGAUUCUGUUGUGAUUAAAAAAAAAGUUCAAGGUUGUGUAAUUGUUUUCAUAGGACAAAUUUAUGGGUUAUUUUCAAAAGAAAAUAAAUAUUAAACAUAAACCCUUGAAACUGGCAUUGUAUUUGAAAUGAUGCCUUAAGUAAGGGUAGGCCGAACAAUGUGGCUGGGCUAUGUUUACAUCUGCUACCGGUCUAUCACGGAGGGUGUGUUAGUCGAUCGCCAGCCAGGCAUUAAGAAAUAGACCUAAAAAUUAGCGAUCAUCAAUCUUCACUAUGACUUCACUUUCAUCACUUGAUUGACAUUCACGGCACCCAAGUGUCUUGUGAGAUGACACUGGUUGCAGCAAGAUCAUUAUUAAGAAUAAAUGACCGACUGGAGGGCGAGAAACACUUUUUAUUUAAACAGAAUUUUGCGCUGCACCUGCUGUAAAAACUCGAAAGACCGACUGCACAGUUCCUGUCUUCACAAUAAAAGCGCUGCUUCAUCCUGCCUGCGCUAACAAAAUAAGAGUCUAGGGAAGCUAGUGCGCACAAGCUAGUAAGCUAAGGAGUUUGUCACCAAUGUAUUUCUUGUAAAGUGUAUAAAAACGAAUAUGGAAGCUGGACACAUAAGAUGACAACAACCAACCACUUUCAUGUGGUAUUGGACAGAAAGAAGGAUUUUUUUUUCUCCUCGUUUGAAAAUGCGGAUGUUAUCAAUGCAAGUCAUCAGAAUCAGGUAAUACACCAACUUAUAUUAUUGUCUUCUUGAAAGAAAGGAAUGUUAAACAUGCUUGAAUUUUCAUUAAACACCUUUAACUUGCUAACAAAAAUAUCUCUUUCAUAAAUGCAUAAAUAUAAAUUAUAUAUAUGAAUGAGGUAGAUUCCCUCGAUUUGGUCAAGUGAGAAGUAACUUCGCAUGCAUAAAACGUUUGGGCAUCCCUGGUUUAGAGCAAUGGCUGGCUUAGAACAUUCGUCUCUUAUGCCGUAGAACCCAGGUUUGAGUCCCUGGUGGAACAGAAGCAGUGACUAAACCAAGUGCUUUAGUAUUAGUUCUAUGAGUAACAUCAAUUUCAAGCUGUACUUUGUGUAUUGAAUUGAUUUGCAUUAAUAGUAUAUUAGCGAGGAGUGGGCAAAUUUUGGUAUUACCGAUAUUGAUAUAUAUCUUAUUUGCCUACUGUACAUACAGUAUUACCUCAACUUACGAGGUUAAUUGGUUCUGUGACUGAGUGCAUCACUCAAAACACUUGUAUCUCAAAUAAAGUUGUCCAUUGAACACGAAUGAAAUCAAUUGGUGCUUGGUCCCACCAAACAACACAAUUUGACAUGUUACGUGCCUUUACAAAAAACUUUUAGAUAGGAAAUAUUGGAAAAAAACAAUACAAUAGAAUCUACUACUAACAAUUACAGUAAUUGUAUUGCGUAAUUAACAAUAACGUACAGAGUGUGCCUCUAUUCCAGCUGCUUCUUCAUCAAACACACCAUCAGCUACUUUUCCAUAUGUUCAUCAAUAUCCUUCUUCACCACUGUCUUCCUCCCACACUUAGAAAAAAAAUAUGAUGUCCAUCUUUAGCUGCUGUAUACGCUAAUGCUAGCAAGUAAGACAAGAUGUUUUGGUCGGAUCUUACGGGUUUCAAUGUGACAUUUUCUAUGCCAAAUAAUGGUCAUAUUUCAAAUAUUUGCUUGCAACUUAAAGCAUAAUAACUAUCCUCAAAUACUCUUAAAUUGAGCGCCCUUGUAUUAUUCAAAAUGUAGUUUUUUUAAUCAAUUAGUGUUUUACCAUUGUUGACCCUGAUUAGAAUCAGAAUAAAACACAGCCAAACAAAACAAAUGUAUAGGUAUUUUGAAUCCCAUUUAGCAUAUUUUAACCUGCUGAACAAUAUAACAGGAAAUUUAUAAAACAAUACAGUAUACCACGGGUCGGCAACCCAAAAUGUUGAAAGACCAAAAAUAAACAAUCUGUGUGGAUCCGCAAAAAAUUCAAAGCCUUAUAUAAGUGUAAUAAUGAAGGCAACACAUAAUGUAAGUGCCUAUAUUAGCUAUAUUACCCUACUAUAAAAGGCUGACGCAAAUAUUUGUUGACAGAAAUGUAAUUAAAUUUUUAUUCUACACAUUUUUGCAACAUUGGAAAUCAUUAGUAAAAUGGAUGCUUCUCACAGGAUGAGAUAACUUCUGGAAAUUACUGGCUCAGAAUGGCCAAAGGUAUAGAUGUGUAUAUCCAAGUUUAAGGAAAUGGCAGGUUGUCUUCUUCUAAAGGAUUCAUUACAAUCUUUGCAAGCUAGGUAAUGUUUGCUGUGGUCUGGAACAACAUGGCACACAAGCAACAAUCAGAAAUGCAGCCAAGAUUACAUACAGAUAAUGUGUCAUGAGACGUGCAAAUAUAAAUUAAAUACACAGAGGACAUAAGUAGAGGAAAUUAAAUGAGUUAAAAUAUACCUACAAAUGAGGGAUAACAAUGCAGUAAGUACAUACAGCUAACCUAAAUAGUAUUUUAGCAUUGAUUAGCUUGCAGUCAUAUAUUGACCGAAUAACAUCAACAAAGCUCACCUUUGUGCGUUCACGCACAUCAUAAAAUAUUUGGUGGACAAAAUGAGACAAAGAAGGAGUGGCACAAAACACAUCUAUAGUUGUACAUGUAAACAAACUACGAUGACUUUAAAGAUCACUGAAAUUAGUAGGACAAAACGGUGCUUGCCAAAUAGUCUCUUCAGUGAAGCAUGUAUAACAUAAACAGAGGGAUUUCUAACAAUUAGGCAGGCGUGUGUCAUGUUUAUUGUCCUACAGAAAAUAUAUUAAAACAAAAAAAUAUACAGUAUUUUUCUUCAUCUUUUUCCAUUUUCACACAUCUCUGAAAGAGGUCCAGGGAGCCACUAGGGCGGCGCUAAAGAGCCAGUAUACUGUAAGACAAUGCAAAAUAAUACAGAUAUCCCCUUACGCUAUAUUUUGUUUGAGUAAAAUUAUAUUGACAUUGCAAAAUAAAUAAACAAAAGCAAAAACAAGUAUGGGCUCUCAGUCGUUCUGUGUAUAAAACCUUACCUGAAUUUGCAAACAAUUCAUGGGAUUCAAUGAUUCUUUGUCGUCAACUAUUCCAUACAUGCAUGACACAUGGAAGAAUUAAAGAGCCGUCUCUUUUUCACCUGUACUCUGGUGUAAAUUUCCAGAGUCGAGAGCGAGUGGCCUCUGCAUCCAAGCUCGCCGCCAAACACCUUGUUGGAUCAAAGACCAGAAUAGGAAAAAUUACAUAUCAAAGAGAUGCUAAAAUAUUGUCUUUACAAAAAAAACACAAUUCCUCAGAAAAACCACUCAAGUCCAGAUAGGGGAAAAAAAAACGCACUGACUGAUUUAUUUAUUUAAAUAAAGUCCCAGAGACAAGAUCAACAGUACAAAGAAGAUAUUUGUGAAAAUAAGCAGAAGACAAUUGAAAAAUAUCAAUCUCAUCACACUAAUAUUGGUAUUUGGAUCGAUCCGUCUACCCUUAAUAUUAUCCUUAAGAAUAUUUCUGUCUUUUCUCCUAGAUCCACCACAGUGCAUGAAUCCACUUCUCUCCACUACUUCUGAAUGUUCUUGGAAAAGGUCUUUUUUUUUUGCAUUUGUCUUUGAAAUCCUUUGAGAAAAACCAAAGUUGCUGCUGCUGUAAGUAACACAUAAAGACACAAUAAACAUUUUUAAUAGGUGUGCUUUUAUAAGUUGUAUUCACCAAACGUGACGUCCGGCUCGUUAAAUAUGGGAGACUCGAAGUAGUGGUCAAGUGAGUGUCUGUUGUCUAGGUGUUCCGAAUAGCAUCUUGCCAUUAAAAAAAAAAACCAAAAAAACCCCUAUUGUUGUUUUAGGCAGUUAAAACUGUUCAAAUGGCGAAAAGGAUAAAAGCUUCUUUAGGCUUCCUCAAGAGGAAAUUAAGAAGGGCGAAAUAGGGCAAGAUUUUACAACAUGUAAUUUGCGUCUUAUAUGUGACCAUAGGAUGAACAAAUAUAUUAUGGUACUAAGAAUAUAGUGGUCAAAACAAUUAGUUUUAUAGCAAAUGUGCCCAAAGUGCGGCACAGGGACCAUUUGUGGUCUGUGACUCCUCUGUCAUUGUUCCUAGGCACUUUACAAAAUACAAAAACAACAUAAAAUGAAAAAAAAUUCAACUUCAGCAAAAAUGGGAAAAACAGCAAGAAGCACAAUGGGGAAAAAACAAAAUGUUGACAACAGUCAAUAUAAAUAAUAUUUUUUGUUAUUCCCCCCUCGGAAGAAGAAAAUAACCCCCACCAUGCCCACUCUCCACCGUGACAAUAAACAGUAAAAUUUGCCUUUAAAAUUGUUGUAAGUAUACCUCUGCAUAACAUUGUAAGCUUAUUAACUUUAAAGGAAACAACACACCGGUCUUUUCUUGUUACAGUGACGCCAAGGGCUACAUAAACUUCAUCAUAUUGCGGUACGGUGGUGUUUAUAGGUAUGUUCCCCGAGGUCACAGGCGACCCCCCCGCCAUGCCGAGCCCGGCAUCGCACUGCGCCCCAUUAGGGGGGCCCGUUCCACUAGUCAGGUUUUUUUCAUUCAAAAGGCACACCGGAUUAUAAGGCGCAUUAUUCAUAUUAUAUAUUUUUUUUUAUAAGUUGAAAACACUUCCUUGUGGUCUACAUAACAUGUAAUCGUGGUUAUUUGGUCAAAAUGUUGCAUGGAUUAUGUUUUACAGACCAUCUUCAUGUCACUUUCUGACAGUUGCUUCAGGGUGCGUUGUUUUGUGGGCGGCCUUAUGUACGUGGUUCACCUUCGCAGGGGUCUCUUCCCGUAAUCUUUGUUGUUGCAGUGUAGCGUGCAUGGAUGGGAGUGGAAGAAGUGACAAAAGAUGGAGCUAUCUGUUUUAAUGACAUUCAAACUUUACUCUAAUCCAGUGGUUCGUAACCUUGGUUCGAUCGAACCCUAGGGGUUCAGUGAGUCCGCCUCAGGGGUUCGGCGUAACCUCCGCCACGGAGGUAAAGACACAUUCGACUUUUCGUGUAAAUAAGUUCUCCCUAUCAGCGUAUUAUGGAUACCCCGAAACAAUUUUCCCUCUAAUUUUGCAUCUGAUUUGCAGGUUGUUUGAUUGAUCUAUUUGAAACUUUUACUAGCAGAUUGCAAAGAAAGAGAAUACAUUAUAUGAAACAGUACAGUUUACACAGUUCAGUACAUAUUCCGUACAAUUGACCACUAAAUGGUAACACCCAAAUAAGUUUUUUAACUUGUUUAAAUCGGGGUCCACGUUAAUCAAUUCAUGGUAAUGUGUUUAAGGUGUGUAAUUUGUUGUGAGUUCAUGCAUUGUGUUGGUUUUGUUCUUUGAACAAGGUGAUGUUCAUGCAUGGUUCAUUUUGUGCACCAGUAAAAAAAAUAUAACUUUUUCUUGAAUAUGAAAAAAAUAAAAAAUAAUAAUUUUUCACUAAAGAAGGGUUCGGUGAAUGCGCAUAUGAAAGUGAUGGGGUUGGGUACCUCCAACAAGGUUGAGAACCACUGCUCUAAUCAAUAACAGAGCACCAUCUCCUCAGUUCACUAGUGCAACAAUAGUGAAAAACCCGUCUGACCGGAACUUUCUAAUUACUAAAGUUACAUGAGUGAAUUAUCUAAACCCCAGUUUUAGCACUUGCAUAGUGAGAUACAAGUUAGAACAUUACGCUACUUCAUACUAUAAAUGGCAACAGCGGAGGAUAAGUGCCCGAUAACAAAAAGCUCAAUCAAUCAAUCAAUGUUUAUUUAUAUAGCCCUAAAUCACAAAUGUCUCAAAGGACUCUACAAACCACUACG
Messenger RNA from Nerophis ophidion (straightnose pipefish), 11086 nucleotides. RefSeq names its product leucine rich repeat and Ig domain containing 2b (gene lingo2b). The record is from RefSeq and is a predicted model, not a curated record. Gene Ontology annotation, cellular component: plasma membrane. The coding region runs from base 282 to 2147 and encodes 621 amino acids. Gene Ontology annotation, molecular function: protein binding. Lineage: Eukaryota; Metazoa; Chordata; Actinopteri; Syngnathiformes; Syngnathidae. The transcript has 3 exons.